UCAAAGAAAAAAGAAACAAGAAAAAUGUCAUCUUGCUCACUAUCCCUGACCUCUUAUCACCACCACCACCACCAUCACCAAAACAAGCUCAUCAAUGGCAGCAAGAACUACUUCUCCUUCCCCAAUGGCUUCCCUCGCCUCUCUCCUGCCAUACUUCCCACCACUCGUGCCAAAUUUGAGAAAUUCGAUGAUGGCCCAGACUCCAUCACUGAAGACACUUCCAUUGCUGACUUACCUGCAACUCCACAGCCUCAAGAUGAAGACUUGGAGGAUGAUAGGGAUUUGCCUUCAGAUUUGGUUGGUGCUAUCCGGCAGUCUGGUCAGGCCAGUGCUGCCUUCGUAUCUUCAGGAGGGAUGCGAUCCAUUGUGGAACUUUUGAUUCCUCAGUUGCAGUUUCUUGAUGCUGAAGGUGCUCAAGCCGAACUAUGGGAAUUAUCUAGGAUUUUUAUAGAGACACUUAUAGAAGAAACAGGAUUGGAGAAAGUGAAAGCAAUAUUUCCCGAUGCUGGAGCAGCUGCUCUUUUGGAGUAUCAAUGGAAAGAUGCGGCUUUUGGAUUUUCCAGCUUAAGUGACCGGAAACCUGUACAAGAUGAAGAUGAAGCUGUUGUUAUGGUUGUUCCUGAUUAUCAGAUGUUGGAGUAUGUUGAACGUAUCGCUUCUCAACUAUCUGAUGAUCCACCGAGACCUCUCAUCAUGUGGAACCCUCGGCUUGUCAGUGAAGAUGUCGGAGUUGGUUUCAAUGUUCGCAAAUUGCGCAGAUAUUUUUUAGCACGUUUUAAUGUUGUUUAUUCAAUGCGACCGAUGCCAUCAGGUGCAAUCUUUAGAUGCUAUCCAGGCAUGUGGAAAGUGUUCUACGAUGAUGAGAACCGCCCCAACAGAUAUCGGCUUGCCAAAGAAUUGCCUAGCCGCCCUGAUGCUACAGAACUCGAGCUGAUAUUUGGUGGAGUGACUGAAGAAUCAGACAAAGAGCCUUCCUUUUUCAGCAGAGCAAUUGGAAUUUUCAACUCACUGAACAAAUUCAUGAAAGUCAUUUCCAGGUGAAUUCAGAUGAUACAAAUUUAUGUAACAAUAAGAUUGUGCAACAUGAUACUUUCUCAAGUUUACAACAUUGUAUUAAAUGAAACCAAUGUUUGUUAAUAAAUUCAUAGACCUUUCA
This is a messenger RNA of Dioscorea cayenensis subsp. rotundata (Guinea yam), 1156 nucleotides long. RefSeq lists its product as uncharacterized. The transcript is spliced from 9 exons. The record is from RefSeq and is a predicted model, not a curated record. Bases 25 to 1041 code for a protein of 338 amino acids. Lineage: Eukaryota; Viridiplantae; Streptophyta; Magnoliopsida; Dioscoreales; Dioscoreaceae.